AUGGUACUAAAGCGGAAUCGCAGCAUCCCACUCAAACUAGCGCUCCGCCACAGCCUGCAGCUGCAUCCACGCUGCAAGUUCUAUCUGGCGUUUGAGAACUCCAUCCACAAAGAUUACAUUACUGAGAAACUGUACAACCCACUCUCAGUGGGGACAGUGCCAGUGGUUCUCGGCCCACCCAGGCAGAAUUACGAGAACUUUAUCCAGGGAGACUCCUUCAUUCAUGUUGACGACUUCAGCUCGCCCAAGGAAUUGGCUGAUUACCUGCUGCUCCUGGACAAAAAUGAGGAAAUGUACCUCAGGUACUUUGAGUGGCGGCGACACUUUAAAGUAAAGAAGGCCUAUUUUUGGGCAGAGCACACAUGCCUGGCUUGUGAUUACUUGCGAAGGCACAAGGAAUACAAGGCAUUCAAUAGCCUUGAUAAGUGGUACUGGGGCGGUUAGAGAUUUGAAGGGCUGUGUGUGAGGGGCUAAGCAGCCAAGAACACAGGUAAAAAAUUUCUUCAAAAAGGGUUUUCUUUAUUUUAACCCUCAAAAAGUUCAAAAAAGACUAAAUUCAAAAACAUAAGUAGCAAGCCCAUAAAAGAGGUCAACUAAAUGUAACUCUACAAAAAGUAAUUUUCAGAAGCUUAAACAAACAAAGUGGACAUAACUUAACUCCCAAACCACCCUAAUUACAAAGACACAAGAGAGUAGCUUUUAUAGUGGUUUGGCCGUUUACACACAAUAGGGGGAAAACAAAAUCACACUCUAAUAUUAACUAAGCACAGAAUAACCUAAGUAAACCUAAAACAUCCCUGUUCCUGAUGAGCACAUGGUUGGUCCUUCUGAGCAGGCCUAUUGUUCUCAGAGUCCUCAGCCAUGCAUUUUGCCCCCCCCCCCCAUACCAGUUGGUGGCGGUAAUGCAUCUUUCAGUUGUUUGCCAACCAACAAUAAAAAUUUAGAAGAAGAAGGUCCCUUUUUCCCAGACAGGAAACAGCCACCGCCCAAACCCAGGUAACUCAAAAAAAACAAAAACAUAAUUAAUAUAAGAGAAAACAUUUUUAGAAAAACCACACAACGCUAUUAUGUGCGCGCCUCAUAAUAUCAGUGUUAGGUUUAACCAAAUGAUUAAUGAAUUAUAUUAAUGAAGAAAACUGCAAAACAAACUAAUAAAGUGAACAAAUGGACUGAUUUACCCAUGUGUGGCUGAUGCCAUCACACUGUGUGAUUUUUGUUAUGUUGUUGAAGGCAGUACUGUAAGAUUUUUGUCCUUCAGUUAACACAAAGGUUCGUUGCUGUUCUGUCGUGAGCAGCUGAAUGGUGUCUUUCUAUUGGUUCAGAGGCCCAGUGACACAUCUAGCUUGUUCUUUUUUUGUCCUUUGAAUUUUAGUUAAGCCUUA
Pundamilia nyererei is the source of this 1382-nucleotide messenger RNA. RefSeq names its product alpha-(1,3)-fucosyltransferase 9-like. Gene Ontology annotation, molecular function: alpha-(1->3)-fucosyltransferase activity. Bases 1 to 444 code for a protein of 147 amino acids. The record is from RefSeq and is a predicted model, not a curated record. Gene Ontology annotation, cellular component: membrane. NCBI's taxonomy places the organism in Eukaryota, Metazoa, Chordata, Actinopteri, Cichliformes, Cichlidae. The transcript is spliced from 2 exons.